CCAAUUCACUGUUUUCAUUUUAUCUCCAGCUUCCAAAAGUCUUCUCUCUCGAUCCCCAAUUCGUUUCCUAGGGUUUCAAAAAAGAGUAAGAUCGAAAUGGCGAUGAGGAGAAUCUACAGUGAGAUCAAGGGGAAGAAGGUGAAGGAGCUCCCCGCCUACAUCAAAUCGACGUUUUCAGUCGAAACCGUGAAGACAUCCGUGAGGAAAGGUCUCGAUAACUACAACGACAAGUACAUCCAGACGAGCUCCGUAGAGCCUCUCCUUCAUAUCUGCUUCGGAGGCAUGGCCUUCUCUUACCUCGUCGCUCUCCCCAACGAGCGCCGCCAUCUCGAGCACCAGCAGCACGCCAAGGAGCACGGUGGCCAUUGAUAUCUCGACGAAUCUUUCUCCGAUCCCUCCAUGUGUUUUUAGAUUUUGCUUUGAAGUCUUUCUGCGAUGGUGACCGACUCGAGAUUGCGUCUUUAUUGUUUUUUUUUUCUUGAAUUUUCCUGGAAACUGUUGAAGGAAAGAAAGGUCCUUUUGGAUUGCUCUUGAUAGAGGCAAUAACUGAAUCAUGAUGAUAUUGAUGAAUAAAAAAAACUGUUUAUUUUUUUUA
Molecule: messenger RNA, 595 nt
Organism: Raphanus sativus (radish)
Lineage: Eukaryota; Viridiplantae; Streptophyta; Magnoliopsida; Brassicales; Brassicaceae
Exons: 2
Coding region: 97-369 (90 amino acids)
Source: RefSeq, a predicted model, not a curated record